UCACAAAGUUGGACAAAAACCCAGGUUUUGAUGUGGCAAAAAUUAAGGUAAUCUGGAUAUUAUCAGUGUAAAAAGCCUUUUUUUUUCUCUCCAAAACCUUACAGUUUAAGUUUUAAGAUUUUCGAAGAAGACAUAAAGUCUGAGAGCUUAAUCUCCAAUUUUUCUGUUUGCUUUUCGAUGUCGUGUUGGAACCCGGUAGAGAAACCGCCAGUUGGUCUGCUUCUGUUCCAGAUCCGCGUGCGCGACGAUAAAAUGCCCCUGGCUCACAUCGCUAUCGCUGUGGAAGCGGUUGGGUGGUCUCACCCAGACACCAUCCCUCUCAUGGUGGCCAACACCCUGAUUGGAAACUGGGACCGCUCAUUUGGUGGCGGUGUGAAUCUGUCCAGUAAGCUGGCCCAGAUGGCCUGUCAGGGAAACCUGUGCCACAGCUUCCAGUCCUUCAACACCUGCUACACGGACACGGGCCUGUGGGGACUCUACAUGGUGUGUGAGCCGGGCACCAUCAGAGACAUGAUGCACUUCACUCAGAUGGAAUGGAUGUCUCUUUGUACGAGCGUGACAGAAAGCGAGGUGGCUCGGGCCAAGAAUCUGCUCAAGACCAACAUACUCCUGCAUCUCGAUGGAUCCACCCCAAUCUGCGAGGACAUUGGCAGACAGAUGCUGUGCUACAGCCGCCGGAUACCUCUGCAUGAACUGGAGGCCCGGAUUGACGCCAUUGAUGCCAAUACCAUUAAGGAGGUCUGCACCAAAUAUAUCUACAACAGGGCUCCUGCCAUCGCAGCUGUUGGUCCAAUAGAACAGCUACCAGACUACAACCAGAUCCGCAGCGGGAUGUUCUGGAUGAGAAGCUGAGCGGCACUGCCGAGGAACUGUCAACUACAUACAAACAUAUUUAAGUCUUGGGUCAAGUUUUUUUUUUAUUAUAAAAUAAAGGAUAACACAAUAACAUUAAAAUAACAAAGAUUCUAUCCUC
Messenger RNA from Xiphophorus couchianus (Monterrey platyfish), 973 nucleotides. Its product is annotated as peptidase, mitochondrial processing subunit beta. NCBI's taxonomy places the organism in Eukaryota, Metazoa, Chordata, Actinopteri, Cyprinodontiformes, Poeciliidae. Gene Ontology annotation, cellular component: mitochondrion. The record is from RefSeq and is a predicted model, not a curated record. Gene Ontology annotation, molecular function: metalloendopeptidase activity; metal ion binding.